Messenger RNA from Oreochromis niloticus (Nile tilapia), 3862 nucleotides. RefSeq names its product MINDY family member 4B (gene mindy4b). Lineage: Eukaryota; Metazoa; Chordata; Actinopteri; Cichliformes; Cichlidae. Gene Ontology annotation, molecular function: K48-linked deubiquitinase activity; cysteine-type deubiquitinase activity. The record is from RefSeq and is a predicted model, not a curated record. Bases 1937 to 3265 code for a protein of 442 amino acids. The transcript has 12 exons. Gene Ontology annotation, biological process: protein K48-linked deubiquitination.
GUGAGAGCCUUUCGACUGAAACCUCAUGGCGUGUGUUGGCUUUAACGGGACCAUAAAGCUGGUGGUGCUGCAGGGCGCUGUGAUGAGGCCCGCCUCCUGCAGUGACACUGAGCCCGCCCUCCGUGUUUGGACGUGCUGACAGAGUGAACUGGACUGUCUGUUGUCCUCUUGUUUCCACUGUGUGUUUAAUGGUGGUGUCCUCUUCAGCAGCCGGCCAAUUAAAGGCCAGGAUUUCAUCCAGCUGAUGGCAGACGGGAGCUCAGCUGGAGAAAACUGGAUCUGCUGUUUUUAGAAGGACUUUAAACUUUAACCACGUUCAGCCUGAAGUCCAGGCAGGACACGGAGGUGUGAUUACUGCUGGCCGAAGAGCUGCAGCUUAAUGAGCGCGGCUCUGGUGGCCUGACGUGAACGCUGCAGACGCGUCAGCUGGAAAGACUGAAACACCCCGGGGAGUGAGAGCAACACUGAUGAGCUCUGUGCCGUUUGUGAAUGAACAGGAAGUGAUGUAAUUAAUGCCGAGUGCUGUGCACGCCUCUGCCCAAGGGGAUACUGUCACAGUUAAUUAGCCGACGCUGGGGAUGGCAGUCAGACGGUGGGAGGUAAAAAGAGCCCGCUCAGACGGUCCGGCCUCAGACACACAGCUUCCCGUCACUCAGACCGCUGCAGGUAACACGCUUCCACUCAGGAUCGCCGAGCUCCGAUUCACAGGUAAUACUCCCGAGUUUCCUCUUUCUCAGUGGACAGCAGAGCUCUGAAGAUUCACGAUCACGCUGAUGUAUGUACAUAGCAAUGACAUGUAGGUACACUUUGGUGCGUGCCGGAGCAGGUCAAGGUGACGACGAUGAUGAUGGUCUUGUUGCUGAAGUUAGAGGGUGCUGCUGAUUGCAGAUGUUUCUCUUAUGAGAAGAAGCGAGAGGUUUCCUGUGACCGACGGUGCUGCUGCCGUUACUGUCGGAGGGUCACCGAGGGUCCUGCAGAUCAGAACGUGGUGACGUGUAAAUAAAACAAAUUGAAAUCUGUGAAAACCCUCGGGCCGACAGUUCAGCCGACCUCAGACUGGAGUCUGCUGGAAAUAUCUCCUUAUUUGAAACGGUGCAGCACUGGGUUUGAGUAAAGUCCUCCAGGAGCAGCAAAAGACUGAAAAGCUACAAACAGCAGCAGAAACACCUCUUCUGAGCUCUUUUAAGGUGGACUGAGGCUGAUGGCUGAGAUUCUGUCUGGAGGUCAUGGAUGCUGCGUCCUGAAGAGGAGAGGGACCAUGACAGCCUCAUUGAUGAAACAAGAAAAAAGAAUGAGGUGUCCACACGAAGCCUGUGUGGUUCUUCAGAAUGUCAUGUGACCAAAGAUAAACGAUUGUCUGAAAUCAUGUGACUGCCUCACUAGGUGAUUGCAAAGAAUGGUUGGUUGGUUACUUGGUUGUCACUAGUUGUUGCUGGAUGUUAUCAGUUGUUAGUAGUGCAAUCCAGUGUCAGUAAUGAAACAGCUGUCAGUGCUUGUACGGCAGGCCUGUUGGCCUACCAGUAUGCCAGAUGAUUCCCAGUCCAGCCCUGGUGCCAUCCACACAGCGCCUGCUUCAGGAAGAUCUUUAUAAAGAAACCUGACUGAGCUCACGCUGCACCAGCAGAGCUGACCUGAGUACAGCUCAGACCAUCAGCCGUCAAAACAUCAGAGACCACAAGCAGCACAGAGGAACAUCUGGUCUCCUCAGUCCAAACACUGACAGUUUCAGAAGCUGCGAGGAAAAAGAACUUUAUUCAAACAUGACGAGUUCAGAAUGAGCAGAUAUUUCAAUGUCGAGCAGAUGUGUCUGGUUUAAAGUGGACUUGAAAUACUUUCUGCUUAGUUUCUGUGAAAACAGUGAAGCGUGUAAAUGGAUUUGUCAGGAGUUCAGGACAGGAACUGAAUCUGUGGUGAUUUCCUCUAAACUGAUGAACUGAUGUGUGUUCAGAUGGAGGCAGAGAUUCAGCAGAUCCUGGUCCAGGUGUCGGAGCUGCAGCACCGAAGGCCGCAGUCACAGUCUGUGGUUAGGCUGCUGGAUGUGGGGAAGGAGGAGGAGCAGGAGGAAGCCCCUCCACCCCGGAGGACCCUCCAAGCCCUCUGCUCUAUCCCCCGGAGGCUGGCCAUCUCUGCGGAGCUCGGGGGAAUGCCGGUCACCCCCCAACUGAUUGAGAGCCUGAGGAGGAUUCUUCUGGGUGGAAACUUUCGUGUCUUCGACUACGAGUGGAGGAGAGCCAUCUUCCACUUCAGGGAACCAAACUCCGAGUUAGCAUACGCUCUGAAGGCUGAUGGGGGCGGGGCUCAGGCCAUUCAGAUGGUCGUCCAGGCUCGCAUCAUUAAGCACCUGCUGUUUGCCCGACAGAGCAGCUCAGACGGACGGACGUUGCACAGUCUGACAGAGGUAGGACGGCGGGAGCAGGACAGGGCGUUGGCGGCCGCCCUGAGCGACAGCCUCUGGUUGGCCGGCCAGGAGGUGAGCGCCACUGUCACCUUGGUAACCGAAGACUAUUGCGUCACACCUCACCUGGACUACAAACUGGACACCUUCACAGAGAGGCUGCAGCUCUUCACGUUCAGCGAGAAGGACGCCAUUACCAACUUCAUCCUCGACCACAUCCAGUGUUUUCAGGAGGAGGGCAGUCAUGGCGUCAUUCUUUUCCUCUACAGCCUCAUCUGCUCCCGUACCAUCGAGAGGCUGAGGGAGGACCUGGACUCUCCUACGUCAUACCUGCUGCACCUCAGCCCGGGCAGCUCUGUCUGUCGCCAGGCUCUGCUGAACCUGCUGCUGACCGGCAGAGCCAGUCCGCACCUCUUCAAUGGGACGCAGCACUUCGGUCAGGACGGCCUGCCUCUGCAGCACCCCCUGCAGGGCGUCCUGUCCCGCAGCGAUGUAGGAUAUCUGCGCUGGAGUCGAGAGGAGAUGGAGCGCGGUGCGCUGCCCCAGGUUGGCAGCAUGCUGAAGACUCCCAGGUUCCCGGUGUGGGUUUGCAGCAUCAACAGCAGCUGCUCGGUCCUGUUCAGCGCCACCCGCUUGCUGCUGUCCGACUGGAGGGCGGAGCAUCUGUUCCAGCUGUACUACUACAGCGGGCAGAGCUCGCAGACAGCGACGGCCAGGCUGACAGUUGAUACUCACUCCCACCACUGGGAGGCGUCGUCCAGAGAUGGAGAAGCAGAUCCAGAGAAACGGUUUCCUUCACUGGAGAUGACCAUCAGGACCAAGUGGGACGGAGCUGCGAUUGACUGGAACGGCACCUCCCCCUUCUACUGAACAUCACCACAAACGCUGGUCUGCGGUUGUCACAGUGCUCCCGACUGUUUUUGCCAUUACAGGAAACCGAACGUUAAAAGUCCCGUUACAAACAGAAACCUCACGUCUUCAGUCACCACAGAUGAUUCAGACCUGAGGUGUUGGCGAGGUCACCUGUGGUCACUGACGAAUCAGCAAACACAGCCGAGCACAAAAAGAGAGCGUCUGGAGGUAAAAUGAAUUCAGACUCCAGUGUGUUUGCAUUCCCACGUUAUCCCCUUCUGUCCUCGGGACUCGUCUCUGACAUCAGCCAGGGCAGGUCAUCACACCCUGACGACUUCCUGUUCUCGUCUCGGUGUUUCUGGGUGAAGCUGAAGGCGGCUCUGUACUAGCGUCAUGUCUGCAGAGCUCCACCCAGUAAUCUGGGCUCAGUGUGAGAGCCUGUUGAUCAGGACGCUGACGUUUAACCUUUGAACCAAACUGAUGUUUGUCUUUGAUGAUGUUUCAGUCUCAUGUCCUCAUCUUAAAUUAUUUGAUCUUCGUUUAGCUGAAAGUCUUCUGUUCCUUUGAAAUGUAACACAGAAAUAAAUCUGACUCCUGUUUAAACAUCCAUGGAAA